CGCGGUGAUGAAGGAAGAAGGUCGGGGGGGGCGAUGUUGUUGCGCCACCGUUUGAAAUAUCGUGUUGCCAGUUCUCUGGUUUCGUCUCCUUAUCGCAUUACUUCCUUCUCAGUGUGUGGAUUUUUUUUUUGGGGUUACUGUUGUUGUUGUAAAUGUUAAAUCUCAAUGAAGGAUGGACACUGACGAUGUGACAAUCAGAGAGCAAAACUUUCACAGCCAGGUCCGGGAGUAUACAAUUUGUUUCCUUUUGUUUGCUAUUCUGUAUACAAUCUCCUACUUCAUUAUCACCAAAUACAAGCGGAAACCAGAUGAUCAUGAGGAUGAAGAUGCCAUAGUCAACAGAAUUUCGUUGUACCUAUGCACGUUUACUUUGGCUGUUUCAGCUGGUGCAGUCCUGUUAUUGCCAUUUUCGAUCAUCAGCAAUGAGAUCCUGCUUUCUUUUCCACAAAAUUACUACAUACAGUGGCUGAAUGGUUCACUAAUUCAUGGACUGUGGAAUCUUGUAUCCCUGUUCUCCAACCUUUCCCUGUUUGUGCUGAUGCCUUUUGCCUAUUUUUUCUUGGAAUCUGAAGGAUUUGCUGGAUCAAAGAAGGGAAUUAAAGCACGAAUUCUGGAGACUUUAGUUAUGCUUAUUCUUCUCGGACUGCUUAUUUUGGGAAUAGUCUGGGUGGCUUCUGCUCUGAUUGAUAACGAUGCUGCCAGCAUGGAAUCUUUGUAUGAUCUUUGGGAAUUUUACCUUCCUUAUUUAUAUUCCUGCAUUUCGUUGAUGGGAGGUUUAUUACUUCUAUUGUGUACACCGGUUGGUCUCUCCAGAAUGUUCACAGUAAUGGGACAGUUGCUAGUAAAGCCUACAAUCCUGGAAGACUUGGAUGAACAAAUCUACUGCAUCGGUCUGCAAGAAGAGGCACUUAUAAGGAGGUUAAAUGGUGCAUAUAUGACAUCCUAUUUAAAAUAUAAUUCUGAGCAACUUGAACAGGAAUUGGAUGGCGUAAGAAGCAAGAAAUCAAAACUUGAGCGACGCAAGAAAGCUUCUGCAUGGGAACGAAAUUUGGUUUAUCCUGUUGUCAUGCUGAUACUAUUGUCGGAAACGACAAUCUCUGUCCUCUUGGUUGCUUUCAAUAUACUGGCCCUGUUGGUUGACGAAACUGCAAUGCCAAAAGGAUCACAGGAACUAGGCCUUGGUAAAGCUUCUCUGUCUGCAUUUGGGUUUGUUGGUGCAGCGAUUGAAAUCAUCCUGAUUUUCUAUCUGAUGGUGUCCUCUGUCGUCGGCUUCUAUAGCCUCCGGUUCUUUGCAGCUCUCACUCCCACGAAAGACGACACAACCAUGACAAAGAUUAUUGGUAAUUGUGUCUCAAUAUUGGUCCUUAGUUCUGCAUUACCUGUUAUGUCAAGAACCUUGGGAAUCACCAGAUUUGACCUACUUGGAGAUUUUGGAAGGUUCAACUGGCUUGGCAAUUUUUACAUUGUCCUCUCAUACAAUCUGUUAUUUGCCGUGGUAACAACUCUGUGCCUGAUCCGAAAAUUUACAUCUGCUGUAAGAGAAGAACUGCUUAAAGCUUUAGGUCUGAAUAGUCUACACCUUUCAAAUAGAACGCAAGAGUCAGAGAAGGUCCUGCAUUCUGCAAAUGGACAUCAGAAAUCAUUCUGAGAUUAGAAACCUGGCAACAUUACAGGCAACUUUCGGGAUGCAAACAGUUCAAUCACACGACAUUCCACUCCCCACCCCCAGUUCUGCUGGGAGACUUGACAGUCAUUUGUUUUCAGCUGCCAGUAAGAGUCAGAAAAAGGUUCAGUUGUGGGUAAAUGCUGUCUGAGAAAUGCACAGGAAGCAUAUGUCUGGGGCUCAUUCCAUUUCAACAAGAGUUUGAGGUGCUGCUGAAGGUGCUUAGCUUGGACUAUCAUGCUGAAUUAAGACUAACUUCUACCGAUCACCUGAUUAUGAUUGGGAUCCCUUUGGGAGAGAUUUAAGUUUUGGAGGGGGCACAGAAAGCAAUUGCUUAGUCUGUCACUGAAGCACUGGCCCAGGCUCACUUCUGGAAAAUGUGCUGUCAAGAGAAAUUAGUUUGUGAUGUCUUGGCAUGCAAACAUGCUCUUCCAGACAGUUCUGGAAUUCUGGCUGUUGCUUACAUUGGCAUUGUGGAGCUGCUGCCAUUCGCUGCUUUUGAACUGAAUCCCUCAUUUUCAAUUGAGCCAACCUGGACUCCAUCCUAGUGCAGAUCAUAUUCAAAUUGCAGUCUGAAUGCAGCUUUGACAGAAAGAAAAUGUUUGUUGGCUAACCUCUCCCAUGGCAUUAUGAUGAAUCUGUUUUCAAUCUUCUGUUGUAAAACAAAAAUUAAAUUGGCGUACUUUAUUGGUGAAUAAAAUCCAAACUGGAUUAGUGCAGCUAUAAGGUGAAUAUCUCCUUCAUAGCAGCAACUGGAAGCAGUGCACUUGCUAUUUCCCCACACAAUCCAGUUUCCAGUUGCCAGUAAUGAAUUGAUCUGCACGUUGACAAACCCCAUCCUAGCAGGUGGCCGGUUCAUGAAGCUUGGAAAAACAAAUUGCAGUGAAAUUGCUACCUGUUUUUUCCAUUCUGCUUUACUGAUUGUAGAGACUGGGAAUUUAUAUCCAACCAUUAUAAGUAUCAGUCUUAUGUUUA
This is a messenger RNA of Carcharodon carcharias (great white shark), 2638 nucleotides long. RefSeq names its product limb development membrane protein 1 (gene lmbr1). Lineage: Eukaryota; Metazoa; Chordata; Chondrichthyes; Lamniformes; Lamnidae. The transcript has 17 exons. Gene Ontology annotation, biological process: signal transduction. Bases 173 to 1648 code for a protein of 491 amino acids. Gene Ontology annotation, molecular function: transmembrane signaling receptor activity. The record is from RefSeq and is a predicted model, not a curated record.